AUGGACCGUGGUGCCCGACAAAAGGCACAAGCUGCGAAGAUGAAGGAGAAGCUGGCACAGCUGACCAAGAACCGACGGCACAAACAGAUGCGAGCUCAAAACGAUUGGGUAGCUAAACAGCCCCCAAAUUCCCACACGGAACGUUCGAACAUCCGAAUCAACGCCCCCGAUGCUUCAAGCGGCAUACUCAUGGACCAUGAGUCCAGCUCUCCUACACAGACCUUUGGUGACACGUCCCAGGACGACUUUGCAAGCGGUCGGCUUGCGGAUGCUCUUCAAGAAGAUGAUCAAAGUACAAUGAUCGCAGAAGCUCUUACUUCAUCGGAUGAUUCGGAAUCCCAAAGAAUUUUCGAUGAUAUGACGUUUUUAUCUGGAUAUCCUGUUACUCUUGCUCCCUCGGGGAACCACGAUUUCCAGACAAGUCUCGAGGACAUGGAUUUUCUUUCUGAGCAGCACUUUGACAUACCGGAACUCGAGUCCAUCCUGACGGCCAACCUACAUAUGACACAAGGUACGGCUGGGAUGAGCGUUGCAGAUGACAUUUGCGGCGCCUACCUAUCGCCGCCCGAGAGUCAAAUCAGCACAGCUCACCCAUCGCACGGGACUUCUACAUUCACGCUUCCCAUCGCCGACAUGGAGGACGCGAUGUUACUAGCUUAUUGUAUAGAAAAGAUCUUCAAUUGGCAAUUCCCAUUCUGUUCGACACCUCAGAGCGGUUUUAGCCAAGGGUACUUCCUAUGGCUCAUGUCCAAGUCACGACCCUUGUAUCUAGCAUCUCUCGCAUUGAGUAGCUCGCACAGGAGCCAUAAAAGAGGGAUAGAAGAGCCUCGCUCAAAACCACGGUACGAAGACCACGAUGGAAGAUACAAUGUAGCAACGGAAGAGUUCCAUCGCAAUCUGCGAACGCCCAAAGCUGCCGAUGACGUAUCGAUGCUGGCUUGCACGGUUUUACUCAUAUCCUCUAGCCUUCUCCACAGCGGCAAAGUCGACUGGACUUCUCACCUGAGAACAGGCACAUCGCUGAUCGCCCCUUGGAUCGCCCAGACACGGAACAACACAAACCCGGAGUCUCCCAGAUCCCCCGAGGAGUUGUCAAGAGAUUUUUUCAUAAGUUCAAUAAUACGCAUCGACAUUUUGUCGGCAAUCAACCAAGAUAGUGCUCCAGGACUUUCCCACAACUACAAGCAAUGGUUCACAUCCACUCGCCAGCAAUUCUCGCUCGAAACCGUUUGCGGCUGCAGCAACUGGAUCUUCGAGGUGCUUCUCGAUGUUUACUUACUGCGAGACUGGAAGAAGAAAACAAGGGCCGCAGGCCUGCUCAGCUUGUGGGAGUUGACUUCCAAAGCAAACACGAUCCAGGUAGAUCUUGAGAAGAAGAUGGCCAGUAACAUGAUACUCUUGGGAAAAAGUAAAGAAGACUUUGAGCAGCAGCGACAGCAGGACAAAGACAGGCCCCUUCAGUCUGGUGCACAGAGCCAAUACGAUAUAUGCGUUGUUAACCAUACCUUUGCCUGCGCUGUGUCUGUUCUUCUAGAAGUCAUUGUGUCGGGUGCACAUCCGCGACUACCAGAGGUUAAACAGAAAGCCGGGCGCGCUCUCGACGCCCUGACCGACAUAAAAGACGACCCCAGGCUGCUCGAGUUACUAGCCUGGCCGCUGUUCGUCGUGGGGUGCGUCGUCGAGGAGGAGCGGCACGACUUCUUCCGCCAGCUGCUUUCCUGCCAGCUGAGAAACUCGGUUAGCCUCAGUGGUCUACUCGAUUUACUAGAGGGAUGCUGGAAAUCAAGAGCGUCUGGAGAGGUAAAAGACGAAGAUUUCGAUUACUCGCAUUUACGGAUUUACAAGUCGCGAAAUGUUCUUAUCUUGUGA
Molecule: messenger RNA, 1869 nt
Organism: Bipolaris oryzae ATCC 44560
Lineage: Eukaryota; Fungi; Ascomycota; Dothideomycetes; Pleosporales; Pleosporaceae
Exons: 2
Coding region: 1-1869 (622 amino acids)
Biological process (GO): positive regulation of transcription by RNA polymerase II
Cellular component (GO): nucleus
Molecular function (GO): transcription cis-regulatory region binding; DNA-binding transcription factor activity
Source: RefSeq, a predicted model, not a curated record